AUGCCGCCGAAGUUCGAUCCCUCACAGGUCGUCGACGUCUACGUCCGAGUCACCGGCGGUGAAGUCGGCGCGGCGAGUUCGCUUGCCCCAAAGAUCGGUCCUCUCGGUCUCUCCCCAAAGAAGAUCGGAGAAGACAUAGCCAAGGAGACCGCCAAGGACUGGAAGGGCUUACGUGUCACCGUCAAGCUCACCGUCCAGAACAGGCAGGCCAAGGUCUCUGUGGUGCCGUCGGCGGCGGCGCUGGUCAUCAAGGCUUUGAAGGAGCCCGAGCGCGACCGCAAGAAGACUAAGAACAUCAAACACAGUGGAAACAUCUCUCUAGACGACGUCAUCGAGAUCGCCAAGAUCAUGAAGCACAGAUCCAUGGCCAAGGAGCUUGCCGGCACGGUGAAGGAGAUUCUCGGCACCUGCGUAUCCGUCGGGUGCACGGUCGACGGUAAGGACCCUAAGGAUUUGCAACAGGAGAUUGCCGAUGGUGAUGUUGAGAUCCCUCUCGACUGA
Messenger RNA from Prunus armeniaca (apricot), 501 nucleotides. The record is from the annotation of a GenBank genome assembly. NCBI's taxonomy places the organism in Eukaryota, Viridiplantae, Streptophyta, Magnoliopsida, Rosales, Rosaceae.